CGAACAAAUGGUCUAGGCACACCGGGACUGAAAGACGUCUUGAAGGUUUGUCAUUCGCUAUAGACUCCUUAUAACAAAACCCACAGCCUUACGUUUUAACCUUUAACCCGGUAGAUCCCUUCACUCACGUCCGAACACCAGCUUGCGGACCUACUCCCUCCUUCACCCUCAGCAGCCGGUACAUCCACGCGCAACUUCUCGCCAACGCCUAGCCAUCUCAACUCUUCAACCAUGUACACUCCCCACCAGAACUCGGCGGCGGCGUCGUCGUUCAUACUAGGUCUUCCUCGAACAAGUUCCCCGCCGCCUUUAGAUACACGGCCCGAACCCCUUCUUUCAGGAGGACACUCCCGGUCAGAGUCGAAUCUUCCAGCGGCUUUGUCUUCGCCCAUCCUGCCGUCUUUACGGCCUCUCGAUUUCUCCACCUUGGUCGGAGCGCACCAAACGCGUGCAGAACUAGCCAGGACCAUCGAGGAUCUCAGUCGUUGUCUAGCUGUCGUCGAGGUCGGGCUCAACGGCAUGCUCGAUAAUGUCCGGGGAGACGCCAUCGAGGAAGAGCAAGAAGAUUCCUUCGUCGAUGGUAGCUAUGCAGAUACAUUGGCGGACUACCCACACGCCAAUGGUGUAACAUCACGGUAA
Messenger RNA from Guyanagaster necrorhizus, 639 nucleotides. RefSeq lists its product as uncharacterized. The transcript has a single exon. Lineage: Eukaryota; Fungi; Basidiomycota; Agaricomycetes; Agaricales; Physalacriaceae. The coding region runs from base 232 to 639 and encodes 135 amino acids. The record is from RefSeq and is a predicted model, not a curated record.